CACUAGAAGAAGUAGAAGAAGAAGAAGAAGCAGAAGAAGAAGAAGUCGCCCGCCUCACUGUUAGCUCAUAGAUGCUAAAGCUAAAAACAAGAGGAGAAAGAGAGAAUCAAAAUGUCUGCGGGACAAACGCUCAGAAACCUGGUGAAUGCGCGCCUCUGUGCGGCUGCGGAAGAUAUAUUUGCGCUGUUUGAGAGAACGAUAGCGGAGUAUGAGGAGGAACUGCGCCGAUCCAAAGAAGAGAACCAGAGGAACCGAGAGCUGCUGCAGGCGGUGCUCAACCCCAGAGUCACGCUCAUCAGGGCGGCUGUUCAGAGCACUGCACCCGGCCUGGACCACGGACUGAGCGAGGGACUGAGCCAAGAUCUGGACCAGGGACUGAACCAGGGAGUGAGCCUUAAGAUCCGUGGUGGUGGUGUGGUUAAAGAGGAGCCGGAGGAGCAGGGCAUCAAACACGAGGAGGAGCAGCUGCGACAAUCUGUGCAGGAGUCCAGUUCUGUCUGUGUGAAAGAAGAAGAGUUGUCACUGUUUCACCAGACUGAGCCCAGAGACGAGACACAGGGGGAGGACAUCAGCACACAGACAUAUUUCCUUCCAGAGAUGGCCAAUGAUGAAGACUUGGAACCAUUCAGCUACUCAGCAACAUAUAUGGAGCUCGAGGCAGACCAAGUCCAGAUGAGAACCAACUCUCUAAACUCUAAACCAUCUCUCAGCCGGAACAAACACCAGUGCCCAAUCUGUAAAAAGAAAUUCACGUGUAAAUAUUAUUUAAAAAUACACAAUAACAUUCACACAGGAGCAAAACCAUUCAGCUGUUCUUUCUGUAAGAAAACCUUCUCGGACGCUUCAACUCUCAGGAGACAUGUCAGAGUUCACACGGGACAGAAACCUUACAGGUGUUCAAUCUGUAACAAAGCGUUUGCACAGAAUUAUAAUCGCACGGUGCACAUGAGAACCCACGCCAAAGGGGCACCAUGAGCCUGAACACAUGUCUGGAGGCUGACAGACCUGUGAAUUUUCUAAUAUUCUAAACCAUCUCCAAUAACAUGACAGUCACAAGGUAACUCAGAUUGAUGGGAGACCUGGGAAAAUCAGAAGCCACAGGGGGGCGCCAGUGGCAAAAACUGUUGUUGUGUUUUUAGGCAACAACAGUUGCCACAGGCAGCUGUGGCUACAAUAGUAGCUCACCACCGCAAAGUGUGGAGUGAACAAACAAUGAACUGUAAAGCGCUUUGGGAAUCUUGAAAGGCGCUAUACAAAUGCAAUGAUUAAUAAUAAAAAAUAAUAAUAAUAAAACUAAAAUUUGUCUAAGUCUAAGUUCAUUCUUCAAGUGAAAUAUGUUUUGGUUAAUGUUAAUUGGGUCAGUUCACUUUACAGAAAAGUACAAUAUGUUUGACUAAUGAACUUCAUGAAACACACACCAAAGUUCCUGUAGAGGUGCAAAUGCAAGGAACAGCAAAAUAAAAGUGAAAAAAAUGCAUAGCACACUCAGAUGUCUUUUUUUUUUAAAUUUUCAAUAAUGAAUGGCAAAAAAAUCCUUUGCCAGAUAUUUUUCUUGCUUUGGACCACAGUAGGCAAAUGAACUAAAACAUAUCAAACAUUUGCUUACAGAUGAAUAUAUUUUAAUAUUUUUUAGAUAUAGUUUAUGUUAUAAUUAUCUUGAAAUAGACAAAGUAGAGUCACAUGUUUUAUUUCUAGCUCUACUACUGUCCUUAAUGCAGAGUCUAACACAUCCACAAAUACCCAUGGCAUUUGUGAAACUCAUUUACAAGAAAACGAUUUGGAACUUUUACUCUAUUUAGUUGUGACACACUAGAGAACCACUUGACUGCUGAUGUACUGUUUCUUUCGAGAGCAACGUGUGAGAUGCUUCACAGUCUCCUUUGCAGGAAAUUGCAGCAACCAAAAACUGAUAAAAGACUUCUGUUAUUUAUCUUCUCAUUUCAUCUUUUGCCUCUCACCAUCAUGAUCAUGAUAAGUGUCUCAUUUGGGUUUCCAGCUUCAAUGCUCAAAUUAAUUUAGUUGCUUUAAACCUAAAGGGACUCUAUCAUCUCAGUCCUCCCUGCCCCAGGACAAGUCCUCUAUUUGUCCUGGUAUAUUCUACUAGUGACUUUAGGUUCGGUUCUUCAACCAUCAAAAGCCUGAGGAUGUUUAGGCCACAGGAGCUCACCAAAUUCCCCUGCAGCUGUCACACCCUGAGCAAACGUCUCCAAAAGCAGCCUGUUCUGUCCCACACAAACACAGGACUUUUCUUUGUUUCCUUCAGAAAAUAAUGUCUACAAAUAUUUGUCAUAUGCUUUUUC
Messenger RNA from Boleophthalmus pectinirostris (great blue-spotted mudskipper), 2300 nucleotides. Its product is annotated as zinc finger protein 354C-like. Gene Ontology annotation, cellular component: nucleus. The record is from RefSeq and is a predicted model, not a curated record. The coding region runs from base 112 to 975 and encodes 287 amino acids. Lineage: Eukaryota; Metazoa; Chordata; Actinopteri; Gobiiformes; Gobiidae. The transcript is spliced from 2 exons.